Molecule: messenger RNA, 1234 nt
Organism: Daphnia pulicaria
Lineage: Eukaryota; Metazoa; Arthropoda; Branchiopoda; Diplostraca; Daphniidae
Product: putative defense protein Hdd11-like
Exons: 6
Coding region: 255-1022 (255 amino acids)
Molecular function (GO): oxidoreductase activity, acting on metal ions
Source: RefSeq, a predicted model, not a curated record
UGAUUUGGAUUUUGGGUCACGUUCACGUUUCAGUAUCGACUGUGACCGCGUCUAACGUUCAAUCCAAAGUCCACUGUGAUUGUAAGAAAAGACCAUCGAGCUGUUUUUUUCUGAUUCUCUGUCUUAUAUAAAAACUUAUAUAAAUACUCAGAUCUAACUGUGUGACGGGGGUGGUGUUUCGAGCAACUUUAGGGGUCUCCGUUGUAGCAUCUUCUAAAACGUUUAACAAUCGGUUAAGAUUUCUUUGAAAGAAGAUGCAGGGUCUAUUAGUAAUAAUGAUGGCAUUGAUCACCGGUCAAGUAACCGGACACCCCCAUGGAGCCCCUACUACAGCUUGCAACACCAUGUUUCCGUUGCACAAACAUCAUCCGCAGACUUCAGCUUGUCCUUUUGAAACACGACCAUAUCAGACUGAGAUUUUCUCAAAUUCAAGUGUGAGGAUUGCCCUCCACAACUUGGGAAUGCUGUCUGGUUCAUCAAGCGGCUCAAGUUCAUCAUCAGAAAAUACUACAGACUCUUUCAAAGGCUACAUGAUAAUGGCAUUUGAAGUGCCUUCAGAAAAUGCAGUAGCACUAGGAACAUUUCAAGUUAGCAGCGAUUCCCACACUAUCAACUGUCAUGGCAUGCAGCAGAAUGCAGCCACACAUUCAAGCAAAUCUCACAAGAGCAUUGUCCACUUGACUUGGACUCCUCCAGAGGACUUUGAAGGCGACGUGAUUUUCAAGACAACUUAUGUGGCGUCCAAAAAGCUCUUUUGGAUGAACCAAGUUUCUGCUCCUGUGCGUGUCAGGUUGGCAGUUGCGGAUGAGGAAAGCGACACCGAUGAUGACAAUGCUAUUUUAAUCCAAAAUGACGUCUUGGAAGGGAAAUUAAUCGAACAAGUGGCCUAUCUGGAAUCACGCGAGUACAUCAGUCUGUGGGCCAUCUGCAGUUUGUUUAUUGUUGGAUUCACUUGUGCGGUUCUAGCCAAAUUGAUCCUGGCUGCCCGUGCCAAGAAAUAUUCCACCCUCGAAUCUAUAUAAAUAAGUUCCUUCUCAUUUGACUGACCUCGCCUUACUACGUAGAUUCGUAGUUUCUGCUGACUGCUGCACAAUUUUGAGCUCAAAAAAUCUUUUUUAUAGUUCCUCUCCCUUUUGGACACCCCUCAGUUAUUCUUCUUCGAAGAGUUAAAGCUUUUUUUAAUUGCCUGUAGAUGAAUCAUUUGGAUUAUGAAUACACCUGUAUUUUUAGAUUA